This is a messenger RNA of Miscanthus lutarioriparius, 864 nucleotides long. NCBI's taxonomy places the organism in Eukaryota, Viridiplantae, Streptophyta, Magnoliopsida, Poales, Poaceae. The record is from the annotation of a GenBank genome assembly.
AUGGCGGCCGCCGGAGCAGCGCUGCGGCUGCGCCUCCUGUACCGGAUGCUGCGCGUGGGGGAGCUCCUCGCGCUGGUGGCGUUCCUCUCCUGGUCGUCGUCCCGCGUGCCGUCCGCCGCCGCCGCCGUGCUCCGGUUCGCGGGGUCGCUCCUCCUCAACGCCCGCUUCGUCUUCGUCCUCGGGAACGCCAUCGUGCUCCUCCUCCUCGCGCUGUCGCGGCACGACCUCUCCGCAGCCUCCUCUUCCAGCGGCCAGCAGACGAGCACGGCGGCGACGAGCACGACCGCCGCCGCCGCGCCACCGCAGGAUGCCGCGCCGGCUGCCACCACCGCCGGCUUUCCUUCCUCGUUCGACGGUACUCCUAUACCUCCACCGCCUCCCGCAACCUCGCUGGAGGCCUUCAGCGCGCUGCCGGCGGCUCCAGCGAGGGAGGUAGCAGCGGCAGCGGCAGCGCCGGCGGACGCGGCCACGGCGUUCGAGUUCGACGACAGGCCACCGGCGGCGCGGGUGAGCAAGCUGGCGCGCGCCCCGAGGCGGAGCAGAUCGGAGAAGAUGGGCCCGCGGGUGCUGCAGGUGAGGCGCGCGGCGUCCCCGCCGGCGGCGCCGCUGGAGCUGCGGCGGUCCGAGUCGGAGAACGGGCGGCGGCGGUCGUCCGUGUCGGCGCGCGACGCGCGGGGCUACUGCUGGGGCGCGGACGACGCGGACGAGUUCCGUCGCACGGUGGAGGCGUUCAUCGACAAGCACAAGCGGUUCCACCGCCAGGAGUCCAUGACGAUGGCCGUCGUCGCCGGCUCCGGCUCCGGGGGCGGCGGACACUGCGAGGCCGCCCCGGCCUUCACCGGCGCCCUCGCCGUCGUCGAAUAA